CGAGAUCUGUUUUUUCAAAGAGCAUCCCGUAAAGAAAAAAGCCAUGGCCGCCGUCGAAGCAAAGAAGCGUAAACGUACCCGUCAAGCGUCCAAAGGCGCCAACAAGAAACUGGCUACCGAGCCCUCCGAAAGUUCGCCUGUUGAGCAAGAAGAAAAGACAACCACUGACAUUCCUACAGAAUCAAACAAUGUCGCCAGUAACGCUCAAGAAAAAGAACCCCUUGAUCUCGAUUUUGACAGUCUUGAUUGUUGCGACGAGACGAAAAAGGCCAUUGCGGAUAUGAAAUUCACGCAAAUGACUCAAGUCCAAGCAACGACGGUGCCUCCCUUGUUGGCAGGUCGCGAUGUCUUGGGAGCAGCCAAAACAGGAUCAGGAAAAACAUUGGCUUUUCUGAUUCCCGCCAUUGAAACUCUUUUCCGAAACAAGUUCAAGGCGAGAAAUGGUACUGGUGUGAUCAUCGUAUCUCCAACGCGUGAAUUAGCCCUUCAGAUCUAUGGUGUGGCACAAGAGCUCUUAAAAUAUCAUCAAAUGACCCACGGCAUUGUGAUUGGCGGUGCGAAUCGAAAAGCGGAAGCCGAUAAACUUGCCAAAGGCAUCAAUCUCCUUGUAGCCACCCCAGGCAGACUUCUGGAUCAUCUGGAGGCAAGUAAUACGCGCGGUUUUGUGUUCCAAAAUUUGCAAGCGUUGGUCAUUGAUGAGGCCGAUCGUAUCCUGGAGAUCGGUUUCGAAGAAGAAAUGUCGCAGAUCAUCCGUAUUUUGCCUAGAGAUCGUCAGACAAUGCUAUUUUCGGCGACACAAACCACCAAGGUGGCUGAUUUGGCUCGCAUUUCUUUGAAGAAGGGGCCUCUUUACAUCAACGUUGAUGAGGAAAAGACCACCGCCACCGCGGAAGGCUUGGAACAAGGCUAUGUUGUGUGUGACUCGGACCAACGGUUUGGUCUUUUACUGUCCUUCUUGCGCAAAAACCUGAAAAAGAAGGUGAUUGUCUUCUUUUCCAGCUGUAAUUCGGUCAAGUAUCACGCGGAGCUGAUGAAUUACAUUGAUAUCCCGGUGAUGGAUCUUCAUGGUCGUCAAAAGCAGCAAAAACGAUCGGCGACGUUUUACCAAUUCUGUGAAGCGAAACAGGGCAUUUUGUUCUGUACGGAUGUGGCGGCUCGCGGUUUGGAUAUACCUGCGGUGGAUUGGAUUGUUCAGUUUGAUCCUGCAGAUGAUCCUCGCGAUUACAUUCACCGUGUAGGACGUACGGCACGUGCGGGUGGCAAGGGUAAAAGUUUAAUGUUCUUGUUACCGAGCGAACUCGAAUAUCUGCGUUAUUUGAAACAAGCCAAAAUUCCCCUCAACGAAUAUCAGUUCCCACGUAACAAGAUCGUGAAUGUGCAGAGCCAGCUCGAGAAUCUGGUGGAGAAGAAUUAUUAUCUUCAUCAGUCAGCGCGUGAUGCAUUCCGUUCGUAUCUGCAGUCAUAUGCAUCGUUUGCGCUCAAAAAGGUGUUCAAUGUGAACGAUUUGGAUUUGGUCAAAGUUGCCAAAGCGUUUGGGUUCAAGGUGCCACCCAAAGUUAAUUUAGAUAUUGCUCAUUAAAAC
Molecule: messenger RNA, 1582 nt
Organism: Radiomyces spectabilis
Lineage: Eukaryota; Fungi; Mucoromycota; Mucoromycetes; Mucorales; Radiomycetaceae
Product: ATP-dependent RNA helicase HAS1
Exons: 6
Coding region: 44-1579 (511 amino acids)
Biological process (GO): maturation of LSU-rRNA from tricistronic rRNA transcript (SSU-rRNA, 5.8S rRNA, LSU-rRNA)
Cellular component (GO): nucleolus
Molecular function (GO): ATP binding; RNA helicase activity; nucleic acid binding
Source: RefSeq, a predicted model, not a curated record